AUGUGCAAAUCUAACAAUCAAGAUCACCAAGUCAUUUUGUUCCAUAACAAAAUUAUGAAAAUGAUCAACAUAUUUUUCUUAUUGGUUUUGUGUUUGGUGACUAUUACAAGCCAUAGAGUUGAUGGAAGUCAGAGCACAGUGAAAGAAAAUUUAGAGUUGGAGAGACAACUAAAGCUUAUUAACAAGCUUCCUAUCAAGAGUAUUCAGACAAAAUUUGAGUACAUGGUUGAUUGUGUUGAUAUUAACAAGCAACCAGCUUUUGACCAUCCUUUACUUAAAAAUCAUAAGUUGCAGAGACGACCUCUUUUUCACAUAAAAAAUGGAAAAACAAGUGCGAAGAAUUCACCGACAAAUCUCAUGUUUGGACUUGAGAAAGUGGAGUGUCCAACUGGAACGGUUCCUAUUCGUAGGACAACAAAAGAUGAUCUCAUCCGUUCAAAAUCAUUAUGGAAUGAUAAUAUCUUAACUACAAAUGUCGUUCGCCAUAAUGCAGAAGUAUCUCUCAAGAAGCCUGGUCAACAACUUUAUUAUGGAGUUAGUGGAACUACUAGUGUUUAUAAUCUAAAGAUAAAUAUUGCUCAAUCAAGCUCAUCUCAUAUACAUAUUCAAAAUGGAGAUGGGACUAAUAAAAUUAUUGUUGGAUGGCAUGUAUUUCCCCAUAUAUAUGGAGAUGAUAGGCCACAUGUUUUCGCAGCAUGGACGUCAGAUAAUUUCAAGAAAACCGGAUGCUACAAUAUGCAAUGUCAAGGUUUUGUUCAGGUUGAUAGUCAAUUUCACAUCGGUGGAGCUGUGUCAAACGUAUCUGUCUAUGGUGGACCAAUGUCUGAUUUGCCAAUUACUAUUUUCCAGGGAAACAACAAAUGGUGGGUGAUGAUACACAAUAAGGCGGUUGGAUAUUUUCCGGUAGCUUUGUUCACCAACUUGUAUGUAGCUGAUCAAGUGUCAUGGGGUGGAGCAACAAUAGCUAUUGAUGCUCCUAGUCCUCCGAUGGGAUCAGGAUACUUUCCUGAUGGGAACCUUUAUCAUUCAUGUUAUUUUAAAAAUAUUGCAUUCAAAAAUGGAACUACAUCCCCGAAUUUUGGACCGGAUAAGUUGUCGAUACAAGAAUUUACCGAUUCCCCUAAAUGCUAUGGAGUUGAGUACUAUGAAAAAACAAAAUACGGGUCGGAUGAUUAUACUCUUUUAUUUGGAGGACCUGGUGGUAAUGAAUGUACAUAA
Messenger RNA from Trifolium pratense (red clover), 1218 nucleotides. RefSeq lists its product as uncharacterized. Lineage: Eukaryota; Viridiplantae; Streptophyta; Magnoliopsida; Fabales; Fabaceae. The transcript has 8 exons. The record is from RefSeq and is a predicted model, not a curated record. The coding region runs from base 1 to 1218 and encodes 405 amino acids.